Saccostrea cuccullata (small rock oyster) is the source of this 2238-nucleotide messenger RNA. RefSeq lists its product as uncharacterized. The record is from RefSeq and is a predicted model, not a curated record. NCBI's taxonomy places the organism in Eukaryota, Metazoa, Mollusca, Bivalvia, Ostreida, Ostreidae. The transcript has 4 exons.
AUGGUUGAGGAAGAUGAUAGAUAUACUUUAAGAUAUAUUGCUAGUGUUGUUGGUAUCUCAUCAGCAAAGCGGCUCAGUCGUGCAGAUUCCAACUCCACAAGUAAUACAGCUAUACAACACAUAUCAGAGUCAGUGUUUGUGGGACUGUGUCGUAAAGUUGGGACUUCACAACUUGUGGCCAUGAGGAGAGAUGUGGCGGACAUCAAUGAUGUGGUGAGAAAUUAAGCGACAAAAAAUAGUGUUGUGAAAACUGUCUUGAUGAGUGGAAGUCGAAGAGAAGGAUUCAGACUGCAAGGGUCAGAUAUAGACUAUAUGUUCUGGCCAAAUAAUCACCGAGUGAUCUGGGAAUUAUCUCAGUCUCAGUAUUACAACACACACAGACAAACACUGAUCCUCUCUGACUGUUCUGAGAAUCCACCAGGAUUCACUUUAUUAUAUUUACUGUCACCAAGCAUGGACAGACAAGUCCAUGGAACUUGUGUUAGAAUGAAGAACAGGAAUUAUAUAUCUAGUUCUAAGUACAGACAGAUCAUGUGUUCUGUAUCAUCAUCUACUUCCACUCCACAUGGACCCUGUGCGAGCAGAACAAUUGGUACAGUAGAAUAUGAUUCUGCAAGCUGUCUUGUCUCUGACUUUUGGCCUCCAUCUGCCUCAUACUGGAUAGAUAGAUGUCACACAUGGCCCCAACCUCAAAUUGUUGAUGAUAUAGUGAAAAAUGGUUGUCAUUUUGUAGCAAUAGGACAUAAACUAGGAAGACAUGAAGCUCAUGAAUGGAGAAUUUCUUUCUCUUUGGCAGAACAAAAACUUGUGCAUGCAAUGAACUACUGUCAAUUCUUAACUUACGACUUACUUAAAUUGUUCUUAAAUGAAAUAAUUAAUAAUGGUCUGGAUGAUAAUGAUAAAUUACUGUGUUCCUAUCACAUGAAUACAGCAGUUUUCUGGGUGAUUCAACAAAACACAAUGCCACACUGGUAUCCACAAAAUCUCAUGUUGUGUUUCUGGGUCUGUUUUAAACUCCUCCUUAAAUGGGUGUAUCAAGGAGUCUGUCCUAACUUUUUCAUUCCGGAUAACAACAUGUUUCUGAGUAAAAUUAACGGCGACAAACAACAUCAGCUAUUCAUGAAACUGUAUGGGUUGUAUGAGAAAGGUUUAGUGUUUCUGCUACACAGUUCCUCUAUAAGGUCUUAUAUAAUUAAUGUCCUUCAUAACCCAAGACUCUCCAUCUGUACAGAUGAACAAACUCCAAUUUUUGAGUUUGAUAAAAACUUUUUUAUUGAAACGCACAAUGAAACAUUUCACGAAUUCAACUUUGAAAUCUGUAUGAGACAUCUACAUACAAUAGAACGGAUUACAUGUUUACCCCUCCUGACAAAGUAUCAAAACUUCAUGCUUCAGAGACUUACAGCUGAAGUCCUCCAGAGCACUGCUUUUAUAUUACACAUGGAAUCUUACACACAUAAAAACAAACUGAGGUAUAGAGCUGACAAAAUGGCCUGCCACAUGCUGAAAUUAGCAGCCAAGUUUGGUUGUAUUUCUGACAUGGUGUACAUAGUCAUGUAUUAUUACAAGACACUUAGAUACAUGGAAGCUUCAUCUAUUUUAGAGAUGAUCAAGGUCAAGUUAGCACAGCCUUAUGUGAUGUAUAUGGGUAAAGUAGAUAAAGAGAUGUAUACUGAGGCUGUAGGAGGACAGUCUUGGUCUACAAAGAUGAGACAGGCUGUAGCAUGGGUUGUCAAACUUGACAAUAGAAUCCAUUACAUCAGUGAAUUAAUACCAGAACAACAGUCUGCUCUACAGAAUGAUGUCCUUGUAUUAAUUGUCCCACCCUUUAUAUUGUUAUACAUGCUAGAGAUUUUGUGCUGCAGACAUGUAGACACAGUGAGAAUACAAACAGCCUUAGAUGAUCUACAGACCCUAGUUCACUAUGAUCGGGGAUGGUGUAUAGCUUUACAUCACAGAGACAUAUCCUGCCAUAUUCUGGGGAUCUGUCAACAGGUGACAGGGAACCUCCAGGCAGCUCUAUACUCAUACCAACAAUCUCUUAGACAAGAACCAUUCAACAAAAUACAAACAGCUACGCAAAUGAGAUUACAGCAGAUUUUUUCUUCCUCGCCGCACACUGAUGUUUCUUUGCCUCCUCUAACUGUUGAUUCCCACUCUGUAUAUCCUCCAAAGCUAGUUCUAUUUAUUAUAAACCUAUGUGUUACAAACAAAAACAGAAAUAGUACAGAAAUAUAA